AUGAAGAUGGCCGUCGGAAGUGUCUACAUAGAAGGGGGAGAGUUGUUCGAAAGGAUUAUCGACGACGAUUUUGUUCUAACGGAGAAGGCCUGCAGUAUCUUUGUCAGACAAAUCUGCGAAGGACUCGAAUACAUGCAUAGCAAAAAUAUUCUUCAUCUGGAUAUGAAACCAGAAAAUAUAUUAUGCGUGACUCGAACCGGAAACAGGAUUAAAUUAAUAGAUUUUGGUUUCGCAAGGAUAUUCGAACCGGACAAAAAACUACAGGUGCUGUUUGGCACGCCCGAAUUUGUGGCACCGGAAGUUGUUAAUUUCGACAUGAUCGGUUACGAAACCGAUAUGUGGAGUGUGGGAGUCAUAUGUUACGUCCUAUUAUCGGGAUUAUCGCCAUUUAUGGGAGAUAAUGAACUGGAAACGAUGGCCAACGUUAUAUUGGAUCAUUAG
This is a messenger RNA of Centruroides sculpturatus (bark scorpion), 441 nucleotides long. Its product is annotated as myosin light chain kinase, smooth muscle-like. The record is from RefSeq and is a predicted model, not a curated record. Lineage: Eukaryota; Metazoa; Arthropoda; Arachnida; Scorpiones; Buthidae. The transcript is spliced from 4 exons. Gene Ontology annotation, biological process: protein phosphorylation; positive regulation of apoptotic process; intracellular signal transduction. Gene Ontology annotation, cellular component: nucleus. The coding region runs from base 1 to 441 and encodes 146 amino acids. Gene Ontology annotation, molecular function: protein serine/threonine kinase activity; ATP binding.